AUGGAUGAGUACCCGGAGGAGCUCCGCACGCCGCCUGUAGCCUUGUCAUGUGUGGUGGGCUGUCCGGAGGUGCACGGCUUGAUCGCGGCGCAUCUCCACUCGCAGCAGCCCCCUAUGAACACCAUCGCAUUGCCCGAUUUCUCUAAGAUCUCCGUGAUCCCAACAAGAAAGCCUCCGCGAGAUAAUUCUGAACCCAUCGGUGGCGUUAUCAAGAGAGAUUGGCUUUCCAAGCACCGGACUAGGAUUCCCGCCGUCGUGGCUGCUCUCUUCAGUUCGUCCGAUAUCUCCGGUGACCCGGCUCAGUGGCUUCAGGUCUGCAAUGAUCUUGAAAACCUCAAGGUCACAAUCCGUGGGAGAAACAUCAGAUUGGUGGUGGUGGUUGUCUGUGAAGCAGGCCAUAAAGAUGACAUAAGUGAAGAUCGCAUGAUUGCAUUGCGGAAACGUGCGGAAGUAGAUUCUAAGAAUUUAAUUGUUUUCGUACCUGAUGAUCCAUUGGAGCUUAACCAAUCUCUAAGCAGGCUCUGGACUGCAUUUGCCGAUCUGGCAAAUACAUAUUACAGAGAUGAAGGACGAAAAAUAAAGAUGCGCCUUGAAAAGAAAAGUUUCAGCUCGUUGGAGUUAAAUAUUCGUUACUGUUUUAAAGUUGCCGUGUAUGCAGAAUUUCAAAGGGACUGGUCUGAAGCUCUGAAGAUGUAUGAGGAUGCAUAUCAUGCUCUGCGAGAGCUGGUUGGAACAUCUACAAGAAUGCCCCCAAUUCAACGCCUAGUCGAGAUCAAGACUAUUGCUGAACAACUGCAUUUUAAGAUGUCAACAUUACUGUUGCAUGGUGGAAAAGUUGCAGAAGCAAUUGUGUGGUUCCGUCAGCACAUUGCUAAUUAUAGGAGACUUGAGGGAGCUCCAGAAGUUAUUUUUCUUCAUUGGGAGUGGUUAAGCAGGCAAUACUUGGUAUUUGCUCAACUGUUGGAGACAAGCUCUGCCAGUGUUAUGACCUUUCCAAGUAUGGCCUCGGUUCCUUCUGAUAAACCAACAGAACGGGAAUUUCAACCAGCUUACUAUUAUCAGUUGGCAGCAAGUUACCUGAAGAAGAAAAAUAUAUGUUUGGAAUUUUCGCUGUCAAUGUCAGAAGAUAUUCCAGCUGAUGGGAGCGCUGAGUCUGUGGUUGCUUCAGUAUAUCAUGGUCAGUUUGCUCGGUUACUUGAGCGUGAGAAUACAUACAUUAUGCUACCCAUGACUGAUAAGGAGUAUGUCCAUUAUACACUUGUUGAAGGGAAGAGGUUCCAGGAUUCCUUUGAAAUUAUUGCUAUCCUGAAAAGAUCUUACGAAGCAUACAGUAACUUGAAGGCUGAGAGGGCAGCUGCCUAUUGUGGGCUCGAGAUGGCUAGGGAAUAUUUUUCAGUUAGUGAUUUCGGUAAUGCUAAGAAACUUUUUGACCAUGUUGCAAGUCUUUAUCGACGUGAAGGCUGGCUCCUGUCCUUGUGGGAAGUAUUAGGUUAUUUACGUGAGUGCUCGAGGGGGAUUGGUUCAGUGAAAGAUUUCACAGAAUACUCACUUGAGAUGGCUGCACUGCCUGAUGUAACUAAUGCUGCUGAGACAUGCUCCAAAUAUUGUGGUCCCGCUGGGCCUGCAACUCUUUCACAGAGAUCAAAGAUUCACGAGGAAACAUUUGAGGUUGCCAGGGGGGAAUCGGAACUUACUUUGAAAGAAAACAGUUCUUUCAAAGUAAGUAGUGAUUAUCCACUUUAUCUUGAAAUAGAUCUUGUGAGUCCCCUACGGUUGGCACUUCUUGCUUCGGUUGCUUUUCAUCAACCAUCAGUUAAGCCCGGUGCCAUGUCUCUCAUUACUAUAUCACUUCGGACCCAAUUGCCUGUGAAUAUCGAGAUUGAUCAGUUGGAGGUGCAAUUUAACCAAUCCGAAUGUAAUUUUAUCAUUGGUAAUUAUCAGAAGCCAAACAUAGCUGGAAUUUUGAAUGUACAACCAGGUCGCCGAGUUGAGACAGCUCCUGCUCUGAUUCUUGCUACAAACAAAUGGUUGCGACUAACAUAUGAGAUAAAAUCUGAUCAAAGCGGGAAACUCGAGUGUAUAUACGUAAUUGCAAGAAUAGGUGCCCACUUCACAAUAUGUUGCAGAGCUGAGAGUCCUGCUUCGAUGAACGAAAUACCCCUCUGGAAAUUUGAAAACCUACUGGAAACCACUCCCGCCAUGGAUCUUGGUCUGGCAUUCUCCGGGCAGAAGGCUAUACAGGUAGAAGAGCCAGACCCACAAGUGGAUCUAAUCUUAGGCUCAUCUGGACCUGCACUUGUUGGGGAAAGCUUUAGUAUUCCUGUGACAGUUGCUUCGAAGGGACACGCAGUUCAUUCAGGUGAGUUGAAGAUUAACCUGGUAGAUACAAGAGGCGGUGGGCUGCUUAGCCCCAGAGAUGAACCUUAUUUGGCUGACGAUCUCCAUGUUGAGCUUAUUGACGUAACUUGCAGCGUGCCUGAAGACCAGCCUGAAUCUCCUCCAAAUAACAUUCAGAAAAUCCAGCCAUCUUUUGGGUUGAUCUCCAUUCCAUCUCUUGAUGUCGGGGACUCAUGGUCCUGCAAACUCAAAAUUAAAUGGAACCGUCCCAAACCUGUCAUGCUGUAUGUCUCGCUGGGUUACUGUCCUCAGAAUAGCGAACCCAGCGUACAAAAAGUGUACGUACAUAAAAGCUUGCAGAUUGAAGGCAAAACUGCCCUUGCAAUCAGCCAUCGUUACAUGCUCCCAUUCAGGCAGGAUCCUCUCUUGCUGUCAAGGAUCAAGUCGGUGCCCGAACCUGAUCGGAUACCCUCGCUAGCUCUGAACGAACGAACUAUGCUUGUGAUCAGCUUCAAGAAUUGUUCGGAGGUGCCACUCAGGCUUCUCUCUAUAUCUAUUGAGGGGGAUGAGACUGACGGCUCGUGUUGUGUGCGGCCUCGGCACGAAGAAUUUGAAAAACCCUUAGUUCAUGUCCCAGGAGAAGAGUUUAAGAAGGUUUUCGCUGUCGUCCCUAAUGUAAAUAGCAGAAGUAAGCUGAAAAUCGGUACCGUUAGCCUGAAAUGGCAGAGGGUCCCAACCAGAGUAGAGGAUGAGUUUCAUUCAUGUGUUCCUCAAUCUCAAGUUACGAAACUGAGACUUCCGGAUGUGAAUGUCGAGCUUCCUCCUCUGGUUGUGAGCUUGGAAUGCCCGCCUCACGCAGUUACUGGGAGUCCCUUUGUGUAUUCUGUCAGGAUUAACAAUCACACGGAGCUGCUGCAGGAGGUCAAGUGCUCGAUGUCUGAUUCACAGAGCUUUGUACUGUCCGGGCCUCACAGUGAUACAAUCUAUGUCCUGCCCGGCUCGGCCCAUGCAGUGAGUUACAUGCUUGUGCCCCUCGUCUCGGGCUCCCUGCAGCUACCGAGGGUUACCGUGACUUCAGUGAGAUACUCUGCUGGUCUACAGCCCUCAUCCACCUCUUCUGUCAUCUUUGUCUACCCCUCAAAACCUCGUCUCGGGGCUUGUGGCGAAUGA
This is a messenger RNA of Striga hermonthica, 3507 nucleotides long. NCBI's taxonomy places the organism in Eukaryota, Viridiplantae, Streptophyta, Magnoliopsida, Lamiales, Orobanchaceae. The record is from the annotation of a GenBank genome assembly.